AUGCAGAACGAACCCAUGUUUCAAGUCCAAGUGGACGAAUCAGAAGAUACAGAAUGGAAUGAUAUUUUAAGAGCUAAAGGGAUCAUUCCGGAGAGACCACCUUCUCCAACGCAACAAAUAGAAGAAGCACUGGAAGAAGCAUUAAUUAAGCAACAUGAAAAUAGAUUGGAAGGUAAAGAUCUAUCGGAUUUGGAAGAACUGGAGGAUGAUGAAGAUGAGGAUUUCUUACAACAAUAUAAAUUGAAAAGAAUGGCAGAGCUGGCUCAAUUACAGUCAAAAUCUAAGUUUGGUGAUGUGUAUUACAUUAACAAGCCUGAAUACAAUAAAGAAGUCACAUUAGCAAGUAAAGGUAGCGAAUCGAUGGUUUCUGAUCACCAUGAAGAUGAUCAACAUGAUUCAUCAAAGGGUGUUUAUGUCUUUGUUCAUUUGUCUUCUCAAAGUAAACUACAAAGUAGAAUAUUGAGUAAUAUUUUUCAAAAGAUGGCACCCAAAUAUAAAGAAAUUAAAUUUGUAGAGAUUUUAGGGAAUAGAGCUAUUGAAAAUUAUCCGGAUAAUAAUUGUCCAACUUUACUAGUAUAUUAUAAUGGUGAUGUGUUAAAGAAUUUGAUUACUUUAUUAGAAUUAGGUGGUAACAAUACUACAUUAAAAGAUUUUGAAGAGUUAAUGGUAAAAGUAGGUGCAUUAAAGGAUAAUGAUAAUCGAUUGAUCAUAAAUCAAGAUGAUGAUGAUGAUUCCAGAGAGGAAAGAAGAUUAAAAUAUACUAAUAACAAGGGAAUAAGGUCAGGUAUACAAUCUAAAUUUAAUUUUGGUGUUGGAUAUUCAAAUCUUGAUAAUAGUGACUCUGAAGAUGAUAAUGAUUUUUAUAAUUAA
Messenger RNA from Arxiozyma heterogenica, 870 nucleotides. It is a transcript of the gene PLP2, whose product is annotated as Plp2p. Gene Ontology annotation, biological process: protein folding. The transcript has a single exon. The coding region runs from base 1 to 870 and encodes 289 amino acids. The record is from RefSeq and is a predicted model, not a curated record. Lineage: Eukaryota; Fungi; Ascomycota; Saccharomycetes; Saccharomycetales; Saccharomycetaceae. Gene Ontology annotation, cellular component: cytoplasm.